UAUGUCAUUUAUUGGAAAAGUCCUAUUAUUUACAGCUCUAGCUGGAUACAGUUACCUUAUAUUCACUGAUGUAUCAAUUGGAAAACAAUUUGAAACUAAGUAUGUUGAAUUCUAGAAACAUCAAUUAGUCAAAUAAGUAAUUUACCAUACUAAAUUCAAGUAUAUACCUUCUGAUACUUUCAAAUUAUUGCCAGCAGUAUUAGCCAAAUAAGUUGUUGCAGGACUUAUUGCAAGUUCAGCAUUAAUGUUUUUAUGUGGAUGGUAAAUCUAAUUUUAUUAAUCAUUAAGUCUAGUAUUUUUACCUGUUCUUGGAUUACUCUUGUAAGUUGCUAUAACAGCUAAUCCAUUAAUUAAUAAUGAUUAAACAACAUAAAUUGAAUUUUUGAAAAUUAUGGCAUUAAUUGGAGGAUUAUUGUUAUGGUCAUCAUCCAAUUGUUCAGCUAAAAAAGCAACCAAAGUUAAACCAGAAUGAU
Paramecium pentaurelia is the source of this 473-nucleotide messenger RNA. Lineage: Eukaryota; Ciliophora; Oligohymenophorea; Peniculida; Parameciidae. The record is from the annotation of a GenBank genome assembly.